This is a messenger RNA of Aspergillus ochraceoroseus IBT 24754, 1588 nucleotides long. RefSeq lists its product as uncharacterized. The record is from RefSeq and is a predicted model, not a curated record. Bases 319 to 1326 code for a protein of 335 amino acids. Lineage: Eukaryota; Fungi; Ascomycota; Eurotiomycetes; Eurotiales; Aspergillaceae. The transcript is spliced from 3 exons.
CCUAAAUCAAGGCAAGUUGGAGAGACCCAAUCAUCGACGCCGUCACCCGAGUCUAGAACUUGUGUCCCCCCUAGUUCAAGCAGGCUUCACGGCUUGUCCGACUCACGGCUAGCUGAUGAAGAAUACAAUGAUACCGCAUGACAAGAGCUCCUGCGAGAGAAGGUCGCAAUUGGAAGCGAAAGGCUCACACACGCAGCCGAGAACAGCAUAAAAGGCGGGCGUUCUGGCACCGAAGUUCAAUGGAAACAGAUCUCAUCCUAUGCUCAUUAUUGCAACAAAGGUAUAGCUCUUCGUUCAGAAAUUCUAUCUUCCGCCAUCAUGUCCGAGAUGUCCAACGCCAUCACUGCCAUCAUCAACCCCGUCAUCGCCGGCCCCAAGCCCGUGCAGGAGCCUACCAGCUUUGAAGCCAAUGGCUCAGACAAGGACUCGGAAGAGAAUGGGGAUACUAGAGACACCCUGCUCUUUGAACUGGGAGAGAAGAACCAGCUGAUCCUGUCGUAUAUCCCACUGGAGGAAAACAAUAAGUCGGUGAUGUAUAACGACAAUGGGACUAUCGACGGCAAUGCCACCAGGCCGAACGCCCUGACCUCCGUCUACGUGAAAGGAAUUGUCAAUGUCUUUGGUCUUACCGAAAUCCCCACCCCAGCGCCGAAUGGAGCAGCACGUCGUAGGUUCAACAUCACUCGUCUCAGCCCGAUCCACAACCCCGUAGUGGCCAAGAAUCAGCUCUACACUCACUACGGCGCCCUGGCUAGUGCAUCCGAUGGUGAGACGGUUUGGCUAUACUAUCUGCAGGGGGAGACUGAGGGGGAAGCGCCGACGGUGAUGCAAGCCGCGCUCAAGCGUGGCGUUGCUCCGACGCUGAACACCUUGGGUAUCAAAGUCGUAUCGAACAGUAAACUAGCUGCUCUUUACGACGCAGAAACCAACACGCGGUCUGUCAUCAUGCAGUGUGAAAAUGAAUCCGAGGACCUAUUCAUCAGGGUGGCGACGAUUGAUGCAAAUGAUAAGACUUCCAGUGUCGAUAUCUCUGGAACCUCGAAUGCGCUGAAGGGUACGCCCCUGGCCGCCACGAGUAUCGGCUACGGGCCAUCACGCGUGAACUACCUCUACCUGGUCGACACCACGCGGCACUUGCACCGAUCAACUCAGACUGGCAAGGGCAACUGGGCGAAUCCCAAGUUGGUUGAAAAAACCAAUGAGCAAAAAAUGAUGAAGGAUUCACAGUUGGCGGUUGUGGCGGACGAAACCCAUAAUCACGUCUUUUACAUUGAGCACCAGAACCCGCAGAAUGGGUACCAGAACCACCGGGAUGACCGCAAGUGAUCCGCUUGGUCGGCAUAAAUAUCCUGUUACUGUAUGGAGUAGUUUUAGCGCCUCGUACGUUAGUACAUACAUUAGCACACUGCUGCAUUCGCUUAUUUGGACCAGGGGGGAAUGGAAACUUAGUGGCGAGCUGAACCCCCGCAAAUGUACCAAGACACUAUUCAUGUUGUCUGAAGUAAUCUGUAGCCGACGGGGUCUUUUCAAUAAGUAACGGAUUCGUGGCGAUGAAGGGCUUACUCCAGAGCGUGCUGGAUCUGAGAAG